AUCCGCGUCCGGAGGCGCAGAUGGGCGGAGCCAGCUCGGCCCCUCGUGCCGCGGAUUUCCCCUCGCCCUCCUGCGGGCCGCGGCCUGCCAUGACAACCAUCGGGGACCUCCCCGAGGAUGUGCUGGUGGAGCUGCUGUCGCUGCUGCCCGCCCGGGAGCUGAUCCGCACCUGCCGGCUGGUGUGCUCGCAGUGGCGCUACGUGGUGGACCUGAACACCCUGUGGAAGCGCAAGUGCCAGCGCGACGGGUUUUAUCAUCAGAGCCUGGACAGAAGCAUCUCUGACUGGAAGAUCUUCUACAUGCUCUUCCACAUGAAGAAAAACUUAAUCAAAAACCCUCGUGCUGAAGAGAACUUCCAGCACUGGACAAUUGAUCACAAUGAAGGAGAUAAGUGGAAAAUUGAGGAGCUGCCUGGAGCUCAUGGAAGUCAUAUGCCAGACCCCAAAGUACAGAAAUACUUUGUCACUUCAUAUGGGCCAUGCUUCAAGUCUCAACUCAUUACCCUGGAUAAAGAAGGCUAUUGGAAUCAGCUGAUGGAUGAGAAACGGCCUGAAAUUACAGUCAAGGACUGGUACGCUGCCAGGUUUGACUGCGGGUGCCGCUACGAGCUCACCGUGAGGCUGCUCUCCAAAGACUACAUCGUCCUGGAGGAAUUCCGUCCCGAGCCAGUGGUCAUUGAGCAGUGGAGUGAUGCCCAGUGGAGAGAGAUUUCUCACACCUUCCAGAAUUACCCAGCAGGAGUUCGUUACAUCUGGUUCCAGCACGGAGGCCACGACACCCAGUACUGGGCAGGAUGGUAUGGCAUCCGUGUGACAAACAGCAGCAUCACCAUUGGGCCCCAGACCGCGUUGUGAAGCACUGUGGAAGGGUUUGCUGUUACCUCAGGACUGUAACCAAGUGGCCUCAGGUGCACUGUUUGCUUGUGCUGUCUGGGUCUGUCCUAGCUUUGUCUUGCAGCUCUUGUUCACAGUAGAACUUCAGCAGGCCCAGCCCUUUGGAAGGGUGUUCUGUCUUCAUCUUCCAUUCUCUUCUACCAAGGAUGCUACUGCAGUUACUGGUGCCCUUCCAGAGAAAAACUGGGACAAUUAAAUAUGAGAUCUAUCUUUUCUAGUUAAUACAUUAUUAUGCUAACACA
Haemorhous mexicanus (house finch) is the source of this 1135-nucleotide messenger RNA. Its product is annotated as F-box only protein 44-like. Gene Ontology annotation, molecular function: protein binding; ubiquitin protein ligase activity. NCBI's taxonomy places the organism in Eukaryota, Metazoa, Chordata, Aves, Passeriformes, Fringillidae. Gene Ontology annotation, cellular component: SCF ubiquitin ligase complex; cytoplasm. The record is from RefSeq and is a predicted model, not a curated record. Gene Ontology annotation, biological process: glycoprotein catabolic process; SCF-dependent proteasomal ubiquitin-dependent protein catabolic process. Bases 21 to 854 code for a protein of 277 amino acids. The transcript has 6 exons.